Messenger RNA from Dacryopinax primogenitus, 1953 nucleotides. Its product is annotated as glycoside hydrolase. Lineage: Eukaryota; Fungi; Basidiomycota; Dacrymycetes; Dacrymycetales; Dacrymycetaceae. Bases 1 to 1953 code for a protein of 650 amino acids. The record is from RefSeq and is a predicted model, not a curated record. The transcript has 4 exons. Gene Ontology annotation, molecular function: hydrolase activity, hydrolyzing O-glycosyl compounds.
AUGUCCCUUCCACCACUCACCGCACCCCCACCUUCCUCCUCUCUUAACCCUAACAGCACCUUCAUUACCCGCACCGCCUCAACCCUUUACCUCGGUUCUUCACCCUAUGUUGUCGCGGGACCGAACAUCUACUGGCUAGGGAUAGACGAGAAUGACCCUCCAGGAUCGGUAACCUAUCCUUCCCGACAGCGCGUACUUGAGGUACUCGCAACAGCAUAUGCGAUGGGUGCGAACACCGUGAGGAGCACGACGCUGGGAGUGAGCGUGGGGUGUGACCUGUGUGUUUGGCCCAGGCUGGGGGUGAUCAAUGGUCAAGCAUUGCAAGUGGUCGAUUUUGCAGUAUGGGCAGCGAGGCUCUAUGGGCUCAGACUCGUCAUCCCCUUGGUAGAUAACUACGAGUACUACCAUGGCGGCAUUUACUCCUUCCUCCAGUUUCACAACCUCUCAACAGACGACUAUUCCCCGUUUUACGAUACCUCCUCAGCUGUGUACGACAGCUUCCUCGCCUACAUCACCACCAUCCUCAACCACACAAAUCCAUAUACGGGGCUCCGCCUCUCGCAAGACCCCACCAUCCUCGCCUGGGAAUCGGGGAACGAAUUGGGUGGGUGGGGCGGUUCCGGUGCACCUGCGAGUUGGACAGCCGCCCUAGCACAGUUUGUGAAAUCGGACUUGGGCGCGAAGCAGUUGUUCAUCGAUGGGAGUUACGGGAUCGUCAGAGACGCGCUGGGGAUCGGCCAGGUUGAUAUUGUGUCAAACCAUCACUACCCGCCAUAUACCUCCAAGCUCUUCUCCGACGCACGUACCGCGCUCGCGGCUGAUAAAGCCUACCUAGCCGGUGAAUUCGAUUGGGUCUCACACGGCUCCUCUCCCCGGAUGUGGGCGCUCGUUGCCGGCCCCGCUCUCCUCGCACUGCUCGUGUUCGCCCUUCCCGGAAGGUGGUUUCCUUGGCCAAUCCGAUAUGGUUGUUUGUAUAGGGAGAAGCGAAAACGCGCGGGGAGCGCGGAAGGUGUAGGGGUGGGAGCAGGAGGGGCGAGGCAGAUGGAGAUGGCCGACCAGCCAGAGACAGAUGCUGAAGAUUCUCCCCCUCCGCUCCGCUCCUCUCCUCCCCCCUCCUCUCGCCCCGCAUAUCCCGAGCUCUCUCCGAGAAACAAGAUGUCCCGCCCGUCAUACAAACGCCAGGAUACAGAACGAGCCGAGCGCUGGCGGCUGUUCGAAGACGGUGCGGAGGGGAAGAUGCCUUUUCUCGAGAGGAUCGGGACGGGCACUGGGAUGCCUUUUUCUCCACCACCUGCACCUCCGUCAUCCGCCGCCCCGCCGGUGGGGAGCCCUCCCGGAAGCCCACAGGGACGUGCCAGCCGCCUCUCGCAACACACGCCCCGAUCUCCUUCCCAAUCCGGAACCCACUCCCACUCGCACCACAUCCCUCCAACCACUCCAAAACGGCCCCUAUACACGCCGACAGCAUCGUACCGCUCCUCGCACGCACGCACACCAUCUCCCCUACCCAGCCUAUUGAUGUCCCUCAAGCCUCUGCCCGCAGAACGAGAGCCACAUACCUUCCUCUUCCGAAAAUGGCAUUUCGCUCUCGUCAUCUUCCUGCUCCUAACUCCGGCCGUUGCGCUGCUCCUCCAUUUCCUACUGCCAAGCACGAUAAGCAGCUUCACCUCUGCUCUUGCCUCCACACCUGGUGUCUCAGGUGGUCUCUACUGGUCCCUGUUUGGGCACACAGACACCUGUACCUCAUACGUCUACCAUGGGGAUGGGUACUGGCUUGUCUACCCCGGGCAAGGGGGGUUCAUGAGCUACCGCGUGGGGCAGCUCGUGGUUUGGGAACGCGGAGUAAGCGGGUACGGUCUCCAAGCAUGGGGAGAUGCUGGAGAACCGACGGUAGCGUGUAAGCAGGCAGUGAACUUAUCGUUAUUGCCUAAUGUGAGCAUGGGUGCUGGGUAG